Hypanus sabinus (Atlantic stingray) is the source of this 960-nucleotide messenger RNA. Its product is annotated as oocyte zinc finger protein XlCOF20-like. Gene Ontology annotation, cellular component: nucleus. Bases 435 to 953 code for a protein of 172 amino acids. The record is from RefSeq and is a predicted model, not a curated record. Lineage: Eukaryota; Metazoa; Chordata; Chondrichthyes; Myliobatiformes; Dasyatidae. The transcript is spliced from 2 exons.
AUACAAAAUGUCGGGAGGAUCGGAAAGGUUGAAAAUGAGAAGGAAUUUGUCUCCAGGAAACUCAAACAUGGCACACCAGUUUUGUUGUCUCUGUCUAGAUAUUUAAGAAGUGGAGCAAGGGAUUCGAUCGACAAUCCUUCCUGCUCAAACUGUGGGGAGGGAUUCACUUGGUCAUUUGACCAAAUUGCAAGCCUGUCAUUUUACACAGGAGAAAGGCCGUUCACCAGCUCAGACAGUGGGAAUGGAUUCACUCAGUCAUUUCAACUGAAGGUACAUCAGCAAGUUCACACUGGGCAAGGCCAUUCAUCUGUUCUGUGUGUGAGAAAGGAUUCUGCCGGGCAUCCCACCUGUGGACAAACCAGUCAGAUCACACUGGGCAGAGGCUGGUCAUCUGCUGAAUUUCGGGGAGGGGAUUCUCUCGGUUAUCUGAUCUAAUGGCUCACCAGCGACUUCACACCAGGGGGUGGCCGUUCACCUGCAUAGUCUGUGGAAAGGGAUUCACUCAGUCAUCCCACCUACUGAGCCAUCAGCGAGUUCACACUGGGGAGAAGCCGUUCACUUGCUCAGUCUGUGGGAAGGGAUUCACUGAGUCAUCCAACCUACUGAGUCAUCAGCGAGUUCACACUGGGGAGAGGCCAUUCACCUGCUCAGUCUGUGAUAGGAGAUUCACUGUGUCAUCCCACCUAUUGGUACAUCAGCGAGUUCACUCUGGGGAGAAGCCGUUCACCUGCUCAGUCUGUGAGAAGAGAUUCACUUGGUCAUCCCAACUACUGGCACACCAGUUUGUUCACACUGGAGAGAAGCCGUUCACCUGCUCAGAAUGUGGGAAGGGAUUCACACUGUCAUCCCGCUUACUGGUCCAUCAGCGAGUUCACACUGGGGAGAAGCCAUUCACCUGCUCUGUCUGUGGGAAGAGAUUCACUGCAUCAUCCAACCUACUGGUACAUCAGUGAGAUCACA